AUGAGGUCAUGCCCGCCCCCGGUGCGCCUGUCUCCCGGCUGGAGCGGCGCGCGGGCGGCCCCGGAGGACAAUGCGGCCCCCGGGUGGCGAUUAGGCGCCCCGCCCCCGCCCAGGCACCAGGCGGGGAGCCCGCAGCCCCCGCAGCGCCCCGCAGGCCCGGCGCGAGGGAGCGCAGGCGGCGGGCCUGAGGCCACAAAAGGACUCCGCCGAGCGCGCUCCACAGGCCCGCGGGGGGAGGGGGCGGGGCGGGAGCGAGGGCGGUGUCUGCGUGCUCCCCGGCCGCGCGCCCCGCCUCCCCGGCCCCGCGCGGCGCUAGCGGCUCUCCUGCGCGGCUGCGGCGCCGCCUGCACUCGGCCCGCGGGCGGGCUUCCUCCCAGAGCGGCUGGGCGCUCCCGUAGGGCGACGACGCACAGCCGGCGGCCCGCCCGCCUCGGCCCCCGCCCUCGCAGCCUCGCGGCCUCCGCCGCGUCUCCCGCGCUCGGCCGGCGCCGCCGCUUUGUGCGGGGACAUGGUGUAGCGCCGGCCGCCGGAGGAGGAGCCGCGCGCCGGCCGCCGUCCGCCGUCCGCCAGCCGCGUCCCCGCCCCCGGAGGAGAGGCCCCGGCUCGCGCCCCCCCGCGUCCCCGGCCGCCGGGGAGCCGCGGGCCGCCGGCACCAUGAGUGAACAGAGUAUCUGUCAGGCAAGAGCUGCUGUGAUGGUUUAUGAUGACGCCAACAAGAAGUGGGUACCAGCUGGCGGCUCAGCUGGGUUCAGCAGGGUUCACAUAUACCACCACACAGGCAACAACACGUUCCGAGUGGUGGGCAGGAAGAUUCAGGACCAUCAGGAGGCCUGA
This is a messenger RNA of Zalophus californianus (California sea lion), 834 nucleotides long. RefSeq names its product translation initiation factor IF-2-like. Gene Ontology annotation, biological process: actin polymerization-dependent cell motility; axon guidance; actin polymerization or depolymerization. Bases 1 to 834 code for a protein of 277 amino acids. The record is from RefSeq and is a predicted model, not a curated record. Lineage: Eukaryota; Metazoa; Chordata; Mammalia; Carnivora; Otariidae. Gene Ontology annotation, molecular function: SH3 domain binding; profilin binding. The transcript has 4 exons.